Messenger RNA from Acanthosepion pharaonis, 1167 nucleotides. The record is from the annotation of a GenBank genome assembly. Lineage: Eukaryota; Metazoa; Mollusca; Cephalopoda; Sepiida; Sepiidae.
AUGCCCACAAUAUUUCUUUCUUUUUUCCUUUCUUUCUUUCUUUCUUUCUUUCUUUCUUUCUUUCUUUCUUUCUUUCUUUCUUUCUUUCUAUUUAUCUCAGUCGCUUCGUGUCUAUCUAUCGCUCUAUCAAGAACGGUUGUAAUAAUUCGAUCAAUCACUAUCUAUCUAUCUAUCUAUCUAUCUCUGUAUGUUCAUAUUUAUCUAUCUAUCUCAGUCUGUUCAUAUCUAUCUAUCUAUCUAUCUAUCUCAGUCUGUUCUAGCUAUCCCAGUCUACUGAGAUAUAUAGCUACAUCCAUCUGUCAUUGUUCCUUAUCACAAAGACAGUCACUAUCUAUCUAUCUAUCUAUCUAUCUAUCUAUCUAUCUAUCUAUCUAUCUGUUCAUAUAUAUAACUAGCUAUCUAUCUCAGUCCGCUGAAAUAGAUAGCUACAUCUAUCUAUCUGUGACAUACAUAGUCAUUAAGAUAUCAGAUAAACAGAAUAUCUAUCUCUCAGUCUGUUUUAUCUAUCUAUCUAUCUAUCUAUCUAUCUAUCUAUCUAUCUAUCUAUCAGUCUGUUUUAGCUCUCUUUUCAAAUCUAUCCAUCUGUUUUCGUCUGCUCAAAUCUAUCUAUCUAUCUAUCUAUCUAUCUAUCUAUCUAUCUAUCUAUCUAUGUGUUCAAAUCUAUCUAUUUUCGUUUGCUCAAAUCUAUCUAUCUAUCUAUCUAUCUAUCUAUCUAUCUAUCUAUCUAUCUAUCUUCAUCUGUUCAAAUCUAUCUAUCUAUCUAUCUAUCUAUCUAUCUAUCUAUGUCUGUUUUAUCUAUCUAUCUAUCUAUCUAUCUAUGUCUGUUUUAUCUAUCUAUCUAUCUAUCUAUCUAUCUAUCUAUCUAUCUAUCUAUCAGUGGAAAAUUUGGAAGUGUCGGAUUUUCUCCCUUUCUUUCUUUCUUUCUUUCUUUCUUUCUUUCUUUCUUUCUUCCUUUCUUUCUUUUUUUCUUUCUUUAUUUAUUUAUUUGCUUGCCUGCCUGCCUGCUUGACUAUCUAUCUAUCUAUCUAUCUAUCUAUCUAUCUAUCUAUCUAUUGCUUUCAUUUUCUCUGUAAGGAUCUAUCUAUCUAUCUAUCUAUCUAUCUAUCUAUCUAUCUAUCUAUCUAUCUAUCUAUCUAUCUAUUUCUAUUGCUCUCAUUUUCUCUGUAA